UACAAGAGGAAGUGAGGGAAGGAUUGACCAAGCAUUCCAGAAGCAAGAAGACAAAUACUCAGACAAUGAGGAACACUGUUUCUGCAUAAUGCAUUAGUGAAAAAUUUAGCAGGCGGCAGCAGCAGGUCCCUCUGCCCAGGGCAGCAGCCCCUCCACUCCAGGCCUCCUGGCCACUUGCCUGUGAGGGCCCAGCGGCCCCAUAGGAGGAGGGCUGGCAGUGACCUGGACCCACAGCAGCUCUGCAAGAGGCCGCCUCCUCGGUGGCACUAGCAAGGAUUGCACUUCUCUUUAAUUAGAAAAUAAAGAGAAAAAAAAGAUUACACAGAGCCACAGAAUUUUAUGGGUUGGAAAGGACAUCUACAGAAAUAAUCACGUUCAUCCCCACCCCCAUCCUAAAGGAGGUUCCCUACUGUAGGUUUCACAGGAAGAUGUCCAGGCCAGUUCUGAAUAUCUCCAGAGGAGACACCACAAGCCACAACCUCUCUGGGCAGCCCGUUCUAUUAUUCAGUCAUCCUCAAAGGAAAUAACUUUUUCCUCAUGCUCAGACAGAACUUCCCAUGUUCCAGUUUGUGCCCACUGUUGUACCCACUCAGUCUUUUUCUGUAUGGGUUGGAAGGGACCUCUACAGAGAUCAUGACUUUCAACCUCCCCCUCCUAAAGCAGGUUCCCUACCGUAGGUUUCACAGGAAGGUGUACAGGAGGGUUCUGAAAUCACCACAGAAGGAGACACAACAACCCCACAACUUCUUUGGGCAGCCCAUUCUAUUUUACUGUCGUCCUCACUGCAAAGUACUUUUUCCUCAUGUUCGGAUGGAGCGUCCCAGGUUUCCGUUCGUCCCCACUGCCCCUUGUUCUGUCGCUGAGAACUGUCAAAAAAAAGUCUGGCCACACCCCCUUGACUCUCUUCCAGUAGGCAUUUACAAGCAUUAAUAAGAUCCCCGCUCAGUCUUCUCUGUGCUGAAGAGUCCCAGGUCUCUCAUCUUUUCCCCGUAUGAGAGAUGCUCCAUGUGCAGACACAUGAAUGCAGCGCUGCUGGGGUGAGUGCUGUGGGGGCACAAGGACUGCGGUGACAUCACUGAGCAACAGGCUGUGAUGCCACCGAGCUUUGGGCACUGGCAGGGCCUGGCCCAGUCACUCUCGUGCCUGGACUCCUGCCGAGCGGGUGUGCGAGGCUUGGAGGUGCAAUGAGGAUUUGGCUUGAGUGUUGGGCUGUGCCCUGGGGACUGUGGGCAGCUGCUCUCAGUGCCCAUCUCUACAGCCAUCACCUGAAAUCCCCUGGCCUGCCUGGCUCAAGCAGUCAGGGCCCAACGCGGUGCAUGUGCAGCAGCACAGUGCACAACUUUCACCAGUGAGGCGCUGGUGAGGGAGAGCGACUCAUCUUCACUCCCCAUCAGGCCACAGUGUGAAGACCAUGGCAGCAGAGGAGGCGUGGACAUGUCCCAUCUGCCGUGACGUGCAAAAGGACAUUGCCUACGCAGUACCGUGCCGUCACGAAUUCUGCCUCGGCUGCAUCCUGCGGUGGGCCAAGCAGAAAGAGACCUGUCUGCUCUGCAGGAGAGACAUGGCUGUCAUUAAGGUUGCUGAGUGGGACGACAACAGCGACCUAGAUUUCAUCAUCCGUCCCCCAGCACCACCAGUACCUGCCUGCUUCCAGGCAGGCAUCACUCACAUUUACAACCCCCACAGCUACGCGCCGUCCCCUCCACCCUUUGUGCUGCUGCCAGAGGAGGAGGAGGCUGUGGAGGCAGAGCAGAGGCCUACAGUGGGCGGUCUCCUGCUGGAGGUCUGGGCAGCCCUGUUCAGGCAGCACCGGGAGAUCCUUGACCCCGUGCUGCCCUGGCUGCGCCAGGAGCUGCGAGACAUCUUUGGGACACAGUGGUGGGAGGCAAUGGCUGCCGAGAACCUCAUCCUGAACACCCUGUGUGACAUCGGGCUGGACAGCGAGGCCCUGAUCCAGCUGCUGCGGCCUGCCCUGGGGCACAGAGCGGAGACACUCAUCCAGAGACUUGUGGACACCAUCGUGAGCCGGUGGGGCGAGGAGGCCCAUGGGCAGCUGGGCCUCCAGGGCGUCCACGUGUCCGGAGGGCAGGAGGAGGGCCCUCCAGCCAGGGGGCAGGAGGACAGCUCUGUGGCUGUCCCUGGCUCCACAGCCUCCCCACAAGGGACCAUCACAACGCCAGGACCCAACAGCAGCAUGGGAAGUCCCAACAGGGAGGAGCAGCCCAGCACACCAGAGGCUGUCCUUCCUGGGGAUCCCAGUCACCCCCAUUCAAACCACAUCCUGAGGGAACACGAGGAGCCCCACGAGGAGACGGAGCAGGUGGCAGCAGCAGGUCCCUCUGCCCAGGGCAGCAGCCCCUCCGCUCCUGGCCACUCGCCUGUGAGGGCCCAGCGGCCUCAUAAGAGGAGGGCUGGCACUGACCUGGAUCCACAGCAGCCCUGCAAGAGGCCGCCCCCUCAGAACCACUAGCACUUCUCUUUAAUUAAAA
This is a messenger RNA of Numida meleagris (helmeted guineafowl), 2489 nucleotides long. RefSeq names its product E3 ubiquitin-protein ligase Topors-like. Gene Ontology annotation, biological process: protein monoubiquitination; protein polyubiquitination. The coding region runs from base 1412 to 2470 and encodes 352 amino acids. The transcript has 2 exons. Lineage: Eukaryota; Metazoa; Chordata; Aves; Galliformes; Numididae. Gene Ontology annotation, molecular function: metal ion binding; ubiquitin protein ligase activity. The record is from RefSeq and is a predicted model, not a curated record.